Messenger RNA from Trypanosoma cruzi, 1695 nucleotides. RefSeq lists its product as uncharacterized. The transcript has a single exon. NCBI's taxonomy places the organism in Eukaryota, Euglenozoa, Kinetoplastea, Trypanosomatida, Trypanosomatidae. The record is from RefSeq and is a predicted model, not a curated record. The coding region runs from base 1 to 1695 and encodes 564 amino acids.
AUGAGCCGAAUUUCACCACCACUUUCCUCCGCAGUUUUUUCUCCUGCCGUGGCGUCUUCUUCGUCGUUUCGUGUGGCCACGAAGUCUGCAGAGGUCUCGUCGUGCGCUCUGCGCUCUCGACGCAGUUUCUCUCUUAGUGGUCUCCAUGAUGUCGGCGGUGGUUGUUGGAGGUGGCGUUUGACGUCCCUGGCGAGGAUCCGCCACUUAUCAUCGAGGAGCCUCUGCCUGCAUCACAGCGGGGGCGCGCUGAAUAAGUUUGACGCGGUUGGAUUUGCCGGGCGCUCGCGGAAUGUCGCCAACGCCUUUGAUUCACUAGAAAUGAAUCUGUUUGAUGAUCCCACGGGCGGGCUGACGGCGGGACCCGCAGAGGAGUUGUCGACCACCGAGAUUGAACACCAGGUGCGUCUAAACGUCUCUUCCUACUCCCGCUCCAUAUUCUACCUCCUGUACACGCCCUUCGUGGAUGUAAUAUCGGUGCUGCUGGAGCGUGGGCUUGCGCCGGAUGUCGCACACCCGGGAGAAAUGAUGUGCCGUUGGUUUACGGACGGCGCUUUGACGCUGCAGAACCCUGCUUCCGUUGAAGAGGGAAUGGGAGCAGAGAACUGGCGGCAGUUGUGUGAGGGACUUGAUGCCUUCUACGAAGAAGUGGAGCCGGUUAUGCCGCUGACGGCGGCGGUGCGGAAACACGGGCUGCCGGAGGACUUGUUGGUGCCGUUUCUCCGUCAGCUCUCAAUGGACCUGCUGGUGCCUCUGCGCAAGCGGGCCGUGCUGGAGAUUCUGCCCGGUCUCAUUCUUGGGCUAGCGAAUGGCCGCGCCCCGACUGCAUUGGGGUUUCCCACCGACAGCCAGCGUGCACGAGCCAUCAUGGUGGCCGAUCUCUUUCUUGGGGUUGGGCAGGAAACAGGCAACACAGACCUGGCGUAUCUUGGCAUCCAGCUUCUUCGUGCAAAUGACAUUCCCGUGCCGUUCCCAAAGCAAAAGCAGCUGACAAAUGUUUUCUCUGCCGCCACACGAAUUCAUACGGACUGGCAGAUGCGAGUCAGCGGACAGCUUGUAGAGGUUAUGCCUAAAUGGAUGGAGUACUACAAGAAGGUUCAUUUGGAUAAUCUUAGGGCCAUAAAGGGACUCAGUGAGGCGGAUUCAACAAGUGCGGUGAAACAGGAGGAUGACGAUGGGGAAGGGAUUGAUGUCCUGAAAGAGAAGAGGGUCAUCCAUGCAAUUGGUGAUGGCGUUAAUGCUGCAGGUAAACAAACUGAUAAGGAAAGCAACAGUGAUGGCGUGCAUGGUUACUUCUCAAGUCAUCGCACGGAGAAUUUGCUGCGUCUUUCCGCUCUGGAGAGUCAAGUAUUGACGGCCGUGCGUCGCAGGAUGGUUGCGUGGAAUGAUGACAGCAACAAGCUAUACUACCGCUUCCGGCGGAGGAGGUCAGCCACUGAGGAGCCGAAGGUGGAGGAAACAGACGUGCCGAAGGAACCCACCGAGGAGGAGGAGGAGGAGGAUGCAAGGCGCGUGGAUGCCGCGGAAGAUGUGGUGCUGAUGGAAGACGGACGCCGCAGGCGAAGGGCGAAGACACACACGCAGGCAGAUGAGGAGGACCCCAAAGUGAAUCCUAAAGGGCGUCGGUCAAGGAGGAAAAGGACGAUCGCCGCUCCCGUAGACGAUGAUAGCGGCAGUACAUUCACUCUGACCGUGUAG